Messenger RNA from Microthlaspi erraticum, 1242 nucleotides. The record is from the annotation of a GenBank genome assembly. NCBI's taxonomy places the organism in Eukaryota, Viridiplantae, Streptophyta, Magnoliopsida, Brassicales, Brassicaceae.
AUGGAGUUGUACCGAGCCUUCGAGGCUGAUGAGAACGAAAAACUGCCGCGCGACAUAGAAUCAAUCGACUUUUUCGAUCCUCGUACGGUCAUUUCUCCCGAUAAACUCUCUGUAGAGUUCACCGGCGCUGCUAACGAGGACGAUCACGAAGCCGGCAUGGUUCAGCCUCAAAUCCCGGUUCCGACGAAGUGCGACGUUUACUACUUCGAGGUUUAUGUCAAUAAUGCUGGAGUUCGGGGGCAGAUCGCGAUUGGAAUCUCGACGCAGCGAUGGGGGCAGGAAGAAAGAUUAGGCGAACUGAAACUGAUUCUUGGACGAGAUCAUGUGAUUUGGUGCUCAAUCCAUCGUGCUUGCUCUUCUUCCUCGAUUUUCUCUCGCAUUUUGCCGUCUUACGAUUCCUUCAAGUCUCUGUGGAAAGGCUAUGCAAAUUUUGUGUACAUUCUUUGCUAUUCUCAUAAUGUGAUCGAACCUCAUAAUGAUCAUUCUUUCUUACAUAUAACUUUCGGCAGUGAAUCAAGCCUAAGAUGCUGCAGCUACCACGGAGAGAGCGGACGCAUAUACUCUCGGAAAGGAGAGGAGAAAACUGAAACUCCAACUAGCGAUCCUUAUACAACUGGUGAUACAGUUGGUUGCGGUAUAAACUACGUUUCGCAAGAGUUCUUUUUCACGGAAAAUCCCAAAGGUCUUCAGAGGUCAUCUACUGUAUCCAACAGUAUCGCUCCAACUUUCAACUUGGCAAGUGAAACCUCUGUUCCUCGUACCGAAGAGCAAGAAGAGCAAGAAGUAUCAUUUGCGUUGCAAGCCAGAAAAAAUCUUAGAGAGGUUAUAAAGUCUGGACAGAUUGAUGCUGCUCUAGCUAUCAUCCAGGGUAUAAAUCCCAAACAUCCACAAAAUGAUGGAGUCGACUUCCUCCAUCUCUGCCAACACAUGGUCCAGUUAGUACAGAAGCGAGCAGGAGAUGAAGAUUUGGAGAUUGGACCAGAUGAAUUACAGACGUUCGGACAAUUAUGUUCAAGUCCAUUCGCAAAAAUAUAUUACCAAUGCUAUGGUAUGUUGCGUCAGCGCGACAUUACCGAGGAACAAAUAGUGCAGAAAAUGCUAGGAGACUCAGAAAAGGAAAUAGUAGCAGACUUUUUGAAUGAAGCGGUUCUGUUUUCAAAUCCAGAUAACAGCCCGUUCGAAUCUCGUUUGGAGAAAAUUCUCAGGCAGCUAAGGACUUGCGCCUGCUACUACUUUACGUGA